This is a messenger RNA of Schistosoma spindalis, 1417 nucleotides long. The record is from the annotation of a GenBank genome assembly. NCBI's taxonomy places the organism in Eukaryota, Metazoa, Platyhelminthes, Trematoda, Strigeidida, Schistosomatidae.
AGAUCAGUUGUUUUACCCUACAAUAUAAUGGAAAUACUUAUUAUUGGAAAAUGUACACAGUAUGAUGAUGUGCGUUACUUAUGACUGUAAUUAUCAAUUUACGACAACUAGAGGGUACUUGACCUCUAAAGGUCGUAACACUGAAGAACGUUUAGUUUUUAAAUUCCACAAUAUAUUCUGCGCAAUUAUAAGUCUAUAACUGUCGUAUUUUAACAUUGCCGUAACAUACAUCUACCUCACUGAAAAGUUUGCAAAAUAGGCACCUUCAAAAAUCUUCAAGAAAGUAUUUUCUCAGAAUCUGAUAAAGGCAGUAGUGUAUACAUCACCUUUAAUUAAAUAAUGGGUCAUUCGGAUGAUGCUUCGCUAAAUUUACCUAACGUGUACAAUAAAUUCAAAGCUUGCACAAACGGCGAUAACGUUCUGCUCCCUGAGUAUUGUGAAGCAUAUACGGAGGUUUCCAAACUUCUCGUAUACUUUGGAAAUCUUUUUUAUUUCGUGACCAGUGAUGUCAAUCACAAAGUUUCGGAACUCCGUGACUUGUAUGCGGCAGAUAAAAUUAAUUAUAAAUCUGUCGAACAAAUGGUUCUUUAUGAGGAAAAGCAGAAUGAACACCUUCCAGUUAAAAAGCGGAGAUGCGUCGGGUCCCGAACACUUCUUCGACUCCAUCGGGCUCUUCUCUUUGUGAUUGAUUUAAUGCAAGAUGUUUGCAGAGCGCCACCGGAUGAACAGUUGAAGGCUAUUGCUCGAUCAGCGUACGACAAAACCCUCGCUCAAUAUCAUCCAUGGCCUAUUAGGAAAGCUGUUGGAGUUGCUGUUUAUGCUCUUCCUACACGGGAACAUUUGGUUCAUCAUAUCGUCCAAUCUCAACCCCCUGAGAGUGGUUUGCUUACAAAUGAACAAUGUGCAGAGUUUCUCACUUCACAUGCUUUACCUGUAAUGCGCAAGGUAUAUAACUGUAUUCAAGCUAUUUUCGAGAAACACGAUAUGCUAAAUUUACCAUAGUUAUCUCGAUGUAUACUAUUUCAGAACUUAGUAUUUUUGUACUUCAAAAACAAUACUCAAAAAGAUAAGUCUUCCUUAAAUAAAUAAAAAUAAUUUUCGUAAGUAGAAAUUAUUUUGCUUUCGUUUUAUGUUAUAUUUCUAUAUUCUUAAUUUACGAUACUAUGUAGUUUCCAAUAACAGCAUAUUAGUCUUUAUAAAUUGGUUAAUUAUAACACAUCCUCACACAUUUAAAAACCUCCAUCAUUUUUGUGAUGUUUAAACGUUGAUUCACAUACCUUAUUUACAUUUUCAGCAGAUUCUGGUUUGUUCUCUAGUUAUUUUUCUUCAAAAUAUCUAAAACUACCUAGAAACAAAUUCUGUUUUUCACUUAAUUGUAUUUAUUGUAUCAUAAGUACAACUGUAGCAAAGCAGACAA